Molecule: messenger RNA, 4391 nt
Organism: Eurytemora carolleeae
Lineage: Eukaryota; Metazoa; Arthropoda; Copepoda; Calanoida; Temoridae
Product: calmodulin-regulated spectrin-associated protein 3
Exons: 28
Coding region: 92-3658 (1188 amino acids)
Biological process (GO): cytoplasmic microtubule organization; neuron projection development; negative regulation of microtubule depolymerization
Cellular component (GO): microtubule minus-end
Molecular function (GO): calmodulin binding; spectrin binding; microtubule minus-end binding
Source: RefSeq, a predicted model, not a curated record
GUUGUGGUUGUGUUUAAUUUAAAAGAAUUCUAAAUGAUGACUUGACGUAAAUAUAUUUAUUAGAAAUAAUGUUUGAAGAUUGGAGUUAAACAUGGAAGGGUUUUAUGACAAGAGGUUCGGUUCCCCGACAAAGAUAGAGCGGGAUGCUCUGGAGCGGGAAAAGAAAACAUCGUUUGCUACUCUAAACCGUAGUAUGCCAGGAAUUAAUAUCACAUACUCAGGGGCACAGCAUGAAGGUGGUAAGCUGGGAAGACGGGGGAGUGGAGGGAAGGAAGGAACCCCGGUCAAAUCUAGAGGAUUUUCUCCAUCAGGCGUAGAACAUGAGGAUAUAGGUUUACAGCUGAAUACAGUUAAAUUAAAGUUAGAAGAAAGGAGACGAAAAAUAGAGGAGGAGAAGAGGAAGAUGGAGAUGUUGAUGUCGAAACAGAGAGAGAAAGUUGGACAGGAAGCAUUUCUCAGAGCUGUAUCCAAGGGUAUAAGAAGAGCAGGGGGUGGAACCGAUGUACCAGGGAACGCUAGGGACGAAAUUCUUGAGAUUGCAUCAAAGGUUGGUGAAGGGAUGGUUGACCGCAAAUCAGCAAGGGAGGGAGGGCGAACUGAUGAGGGUUUGAGGGAUGAAGGGCGAACUGAUGAGGGACUGAAAAGACCCUUUUCCUUAAAGUUGAGUGAGGAGUUAAACAAGUCCUCAGUUCAAACUCCCGAGGCUGAAGCCAUGGAUAUAUCCCGUAUGAGUGACUCCUUGUAUUCUUUACAGUCCGAUAUUCAACGUCUAGCUCUGCAGCAGACCCAGAUUCAGAACCUCAUGAAUACUGCAGCAGAGCCUAAGACCAUGAAUCCAAGCGGAGGAAACCAGCCACCAUUUUUCAUCAAUGAAUCCUCUACCCCACCUCCUUCCAACCACACCCCCUCUAAACCCUUCUUUAUUAACCAACCGGAGCAGGGGAGCGGGAACAAACCGUUUUAUAUUUCUCAAACCGCCAGUCCUCGCCGCACCUGGGGAGAACCGGCACCAAUAAAACUCCCGCCGGCGGUGGAGUAUCCGGCUCCGCAGUUUCAACCACCUCAGCCGCACCACCCUCAGCCCUAUAGUCAUAUGCAACCCCCUACCCAGCAACCCUAUGGUGCACCACCCCCAGGGUACAACCAGCCCUACCCCUAUCCUCCGCAACCCUACUGUGAUCAGUAUGGAAGACCGGUAGCAGUUCCCUACCCUGGUGGAGCGUAUCCUAGCUUUGCACCUGGAUAUACUCAACCCUAUCAGCCUUAUCCUACCUACCAUCAACCCCCAUACACGCCUCCAGAUGUUCAUCAUCCGCCGCAGAUUGACGAGGAGGCAAGAGGACGAUUAUCGUUAUCUAGAACAUCUAGUCUAAAAGGCACGACGCGGUACAGCUUAAACCAGAGCCUUCCAUUGCACUCUGACCAUCAAGAAUUAUCUGCUUUUAAUCGGUCCGCCCCUGACCGCGUGUUUUCUGCCCCCGAGCAGCGCGUUCUCCCUUCUCAAGAACGGGAUGAAACUGCGUCAGAACGAAUUCUUUCCACUCCGGGACGUGGCAUUUCUACUCCAGAGCGAGUGUUUUCUACUCCAGAACGUGCUUUAUCCACCCCGGAACGUGCUUCAUUGACUCCAGAACGUGCUGUCUUUACACCAGAACGUUUUCAACCAACUCAGCUGGCGGGAGUUCGUUCUGAACUAGAGCAUGAUCUUAAAGCGGACUUAAGGCGUGAAACUGAAUUAACACAGGUUGAAGAGAGAAGGAAACCUGCCACGGCAGAGAAACCAUCUUUAUCAGCUUCAUUUCUGGAACAGAAACGGAGGAACACGGAUCAUCUUGAAGCCAGACCAAAAUCCGCCAUAUUGGACCGGUCAGGCGCCAUAUUUUUUUCUCCAGCUCAGCUGAACUCACGGGAGCAAUCUCCUGUAACCAUGGGCCAGUCACCAGCUGCUAGGGGCUACUCACCAGGGGCUAGGGGGCAAUCCCCCGGGGUGAGGGGUGCGAUAUUUUUUGAUAAACAUGAGGAGCCAGGAGAUGAGGAUUUAGAUAACACUGAUAAGGGAGUUGAACAAGCAGCUGAAGAUCUGACUGGAAGAUCACCAGUACUUCCCAUAGAACCAGAGAUGACUGCUUCUACCCUUGAAACAUUGAACAAGAUGAAAACUGAAACUAUAGGUGAUACAACAGAUAAUGCAAAAGGAUUCCUUAUAUCAUUCGAUAACUCGGCGGUGAAACCGAAACCAAUUCUUAAACCAAGAAAAUCUGUCAAAAAAGACGAAAGUCCGGUAGUUGAGCUUAAUAACCCCGGCAAACAAGGUUCUGUCACCAGUGAUAAAAUGGAACGCAACAUGGACGACAUAUCAACUAAAAUGGCGGAUUACUCACCGAGAGGAGUAAUUUUAAAAUGUCGUCUUUGCGAGGAAUCUGAGUCAAAUGAUCCCACGCUUCAACUCUGUUGGUCUUGUAUUCAACUAAUUAAAAGAAAUUCCAGAUCUCCAGUUUGUUCUCGGGACAGUAGCUGUCCUUCUACCUGUGACAGCUGUCUGCUUGAGAAAGGUCGACAGCUGGAGCUGAUACAGAAGGUCGAAGUUGUCGAUAUUCCCGUCGUGGAGUCGGAAGAAGCUCGACAAGCGGCGGAAGAGAGUCGGUUGAAAAGAGAAGACGAAGCCAGGAAGAGAAGAGAAGAAGAAGAGACUAAGAAGGAAGAAACGGCUAAGAGGAAGGAAGAGGAAAGGAGACGCAGAGAAGAAAUUCUUGAGCAGCAUAAAAUAAAAAAGGAAUUGGAGAAGGAUGAGGCGGCUGGGUUGGGUGGAGGAGGUGCUGGGUGUCCGAGUUCUUACAAUAAAUUUGCUCCCAAACUCAGACCUAGAUCUGCGGGGGCGGGUAAACCUCGGCCUAAAACUAUCCAUGUUGAUACUGAGGAGCUGGUGCCUAGCAGAACAGGGUUGCGGGGGUCACAAUCAAAUCUUAAUAUGAGCUCCGUCAAUAGAAAUAGGUACCACGGUUCCUUGCGACGUGGGAGUAAUGUUUCUCUUCAUGAUGAUGAUGUUUAUGCCGGUUCCCUCCGAGGUCUAGGACAUAUGGGAAGAAGUAAAUCCUCAAGUGUUAGUAAUCUAGGGCCAGGCUCCUUGCCUUUAGGAAUAAGGCACUCGAGGGGAGGACGGGAGUUCGAUGACGGUGCUUCAGAUAUAUCAUUAUCGAGCACCACAUCAGGGUACAGAUCUGGCAGAGUGUCUGCUCGAUUGUUCCGUGAGCCCGUGAGUAAAUCUAAUCGACCGAUUAUCAUGAACGCGGUGGAGUACGUUGUCUUCCCUGGAGCAGUUAAUAAAGAAUUAAGGAUGAGAGUACUAGAAGAGAUAGAACGCUGUGAUUGUCCUCAUUUUCUCAUUCUCUUUAGAGACAGUCGACUCCAGUUCAGGGGGCUUUAUGCUUUCUAUCCAGAUACUGAAGAGGUGUUUAAAAUCUACGGAACUGGUCCUAAGCAGAUAAAUGAUAAUAUGAUGGAGCUCUACUAUAAAUACAACUCAGGGGGGAAGAAAUUUACUCAGAUUCAUACGAAGCACUUAACCGUAACCAUUGACGGGUUCACAAUUCAUAAUAGUCUGUGGAUGGGGAAGAAAACCAAACUACCCGAUAAAAAGGACCUCGCCCUGGUUUUGUAAACUACUCGAUAAUUAGAAUAAUUAUAGUUAAACAAGAUAUCCAAUACUAGAUGCUUAUAUCUGAACAAUAUUAAGACAAAUUCUGUGUUUCCAAAUUUUAGAAAUUUUAACUUAACUUAGACAUUUAACGAUAUUUUAUCUAUAUUAUCUUUUUAAUUGUUCUGCCUGCUUUUAUCAUCUAAGGAAAAUGUAAAAGAUGAAAGUCAUUUUGUGCUGUCCCUUUAAGGGAAAAUGGGUUUAAAAACAACUUUAUAUCCCUGGAGUAAACCCCUGUAAAAUGUAUCAUGUCUGCAUUUCAGAGCUUUUAGUAACUUUAGUCGUAUUGUCCUUGUUUGCCAUAUUACGUAACAUUUUUCGCCAUUUUAUGUAAUUUUAUGUUUUUGCGGAUUUAUUUCUCUCGUCUUGGUGCAUUUAUAUACUCAGUCCUCAGGAGAAAAACCAAAGUAUUUAUGUGUUUCGUUAAAAUUCUAGUCUAGUUCAUUUCAAUAAGUACAUUUUCAACAUUAAGGUAACUUCAAGCUUAUCUCACCCUGAACCAAAUGUUUGCCUAACUCUGCCAAAAUUGUCAAACCCCGAAGAUCUCCGAUACCCCCAUGCAAAGCCAUAAUUUAUAUAUAUACUCCAUAGUGUAUAAACAACAUGUGAUAAUCUUCACUGUUUGAAAUUUAUCAAGAAAUUUUGAUUAAUUCUGAUCAUCAUUUAAGCAUUUCUUAAAUCAAAAAUGUUUCAGAAA